AUGGCAUAAGCCAAUGUUCUACCUUUAUUGGAGUCUGGGGACCGAGGUGGAGGAGGCUGAACUUGCUGGUUAGAGGAGCCACCUCCCCACAAGCAGAUGGGGCCAGGAAGGAGAUUAUGGAGGCGCCAGGCCCAGGGCUCUGACAUGCACCUGCCGCUGCUCCAGGGGAGAUGGAGGGCCUGCCAAUUUACCCCACCCCAUGAUCUCAUGGCUGCAUUUGCCAGGCACUGGCUCAGGGAGCAGGCCCUUUCAUUCUCCCCAAAAGGCUCCCUCACUGCAUGCACCCCUAUCCCGUCCCCAAAAGAUGAUGGCAUCCCAGAGAGAGACACUGGAAUGGGCCACAAGGCCAAAACCUUAUAGAGGAAGACCUGGCUCAAGGCCACACCACAUUUCCAUGUCAUCUUCAACUGGGACCAAGUAAGCUGGUGUUAUAAAUGUUUUGCAAAUGUUCUCACACAUCUUCCGUGGUUGUCCCUGGUUGUCAAAGUAGUCAGUGUCAGUUAA
This is a messenger RNA of Otolemur garnettii (small-eared galago), 504 nucleotides long. Its product is annotated as chromosome unknown C12orf80 homolog. The record is from RefSeq and is a predicted model, not a curated record. The transcript has 4 exons. NCBI's taxonomy places the organism in Eukaryota, Metazoa, Chordata, Mammalia, Primates, Galagidae.